Messenger RNA from Myripristis murdjan (pinecone soldierfish), 3411 nucleotides. It is a transcript of the gene abhd3, whose product is annotated as abhydrolase domain containing 3, phospholipase. The transcript has 9 exons. Gene Ontology annotation, molecular function: monoacylglycerol lipase activity; acetylesterase activity; A2-type glycerophospholipase activity. NCBI's taxonomy places the organism in Eukaryota, Metazoa, Chordata, Actinopteri, Holocentriformes, Holocentridae. Gene Ontology annotation, biological process: medium-chain fatty acid biosynthetic process; phosphatidylcholine metabolic process; medium-chain fatty acid catabolic process. The coding region runs from base 103 to 1341 and encodes 412 amino acids. The record is from RefSeq and is a predicted model, not a curated record.
CUUGACGGUCUCCUUCACACUGGGAGCGCAGGCAUCCACAGCUGAAUUUCCACUUGAGCUGGCCGCUGUCCUUGCUGUGCGGGGGAAAUCAGGCACCUUGCAAUGAUCUCGCUGGACUUCAGUUUCAACGUUUUGACAAGGGACCUGUCACUUUAUCUGGAAAAUCAAGUGAAAGUUGGCUUAUUUGGAUCUGGAGUAGGACUGUCCCUGGUGCUGGGCUUUAGCGCAGCGUAUACCUGCUACUAUUUGGUUUCCGUAGCAAAGAAGCCCCAGCUCAUCUCUGGGGGUAAGAAGUUCUAUCAAUUUCUGAGGGAACAAUGUCCGGUCGUGUCAGAGACCUACUACCCCACCUUUUGGUGCUGGGAGAGCCGCAUCCAGACUCUGUUGAGACCCUUUGUAACUGCCAAACCUGGUGUCAGCUACAGGAAUGAGCUCAUUAAGGCAGCAGAUGGAGGACAGAUCUCUUUGGAUUGGUUUGACAACGACGACAGCCCCUCUCAUCCCGACCCUGCCACCAGGCCCACAGUGCUUCUUCUCCCCGGCCUCACCGGCACCAGCCGAGAGUCCUACAUCCUGCACAUGGUCCAACAGAGCCGGGAUCUGGGCUAUAGAUGUGUGGUAUUCAACAACAGAGGGGUGUCCGGUGAAACGCUAUUGACGCCAAGAACCUACUGUGCUGCCAACACAGAGGACCUGGAGGCUGUCAUCGACCACAUCCAGAGGACCAAUGAGGCUGCUCCAAUCAUGGCUGCUGGAGUGUCCAUGGGCGGGAUGAUGCUGGCCAACUACUUGGGGCGCAAGGGCCGAGAAACCUGUCUGAAGGGGGUCGUGGUCUUCUCGGCGGGCUGGGACGUGUUUGAGUGCACCGCCUCGCUGGAGAAACCCCUGGACCGCUUCCUCUUCAACUCCUACCUCACCAGCUGCCUGCAAGCCUCUGUGGACAGACACAGACCGGUUCUUGAGAAGUGUUACGACAUAGAUCAUGUCAUGAAGGCGAGGACUAUCCGCGAGUUUGAUGAGAGGUUCACCUCCAUCAUGUUUGGAUAUUCUACCAAUGACGACUACUACCGUGAUGCCAGUCCAAUCCACAGGCUGAAGUCUGUGCAGGUGCCAAUGCUGUGUCUGAAUGCUGCUGAUGAUGUAUUUUCACCUUCUCAUGCCAUUCCAGUGGAGGCUGUGAAGCAGAAUCCCAACCUUGCCCUUCUCAUCACCUGUCACGGCGGCCAUAUUGGCUUCCUGGAGGGCCUGUGGCCUCGGCAGAGCACUUACAUGGACCGGGUGUUCAAGCAGUUCGCCAAGGCAGUCAUCGAGCAAGGCAGUCGGCUCACAGACCUGUCCUGAUAAGAAAACUUUGAACAAUUUUCCCUCUCAUUGUACUCCCCCCAUCCUCCUCUCCUUCUGUCAGUCCUUCCUUUUUUCCUUUCAUCAAGCCCUCCUUUCUUCCUGCCAUCUCUCCCUCUUAACCUAAUCCCUCUCUUCUUUUCCUCCUUCAUUCCUUUUUUUCAUUUCUAUUUGUAAAGAACAGAGAGUGAGCCUCUCUUUCCUUCCGUCCCUCCUUCUAUCUUUCCUUUCUUGCCUCAUUCCUUUAUACCAUUCUGCCUUUCCUCCCUUUCGUUUCCAUCCUCUUCCUUCAUUCCUCUCUUCCCUUGUUCCUUCCUCUGUGACAAACAGAGGAUGAGCCUCACUUGAUAUACUUCCAUCCUUCCUUCCUUUUCUACCUAAUCCCUUCCUUCCUUUAUGUCCCUCCUACAUUUCUCCUUUCCUUUCUUCCCUUCUUCCUUCCUUAUUUCCUUCUUUCUUUUCUGUCUUUCUUCAUUCCUCUAUACAUUUCUUCAUUUGUACCUGCAAAGAACUGAAGAUGGACCUUUCCUUCCCUCUUUCAUUCCUUGCCUCCCACUCAUUUUCCUUCCUUCCCUUUUUAUCUAACCAUCUGCAUUCCUCCCUUCCUUCCUUCCUUCCUUCCUUCCUUCCUUCCUUCCUUCCUUCCUUCCUUCCUUCCUUCCUUCAGCCACAAGCAAAAAAGAAUCUCUCUCAUUCGAAGGGCACAUCGUGUUGAAUGCAACAUUUGUUUGCGCAACAUUCAACAUCUACUUAUUUAUUCCCCCAUACAUUCGUCCAUUUAACAGCUCAAUGUGUGUACUCAAUGGUAUGCUUAUUGAAAAAGCAAGCAUAGCUGUUCUUGUCAGUGUUGAAAAGCUGAACCUGUCCUUAUUUUGUUUAGUUGCGUUAGCUAGCUAAAAGAUUGUGUGAUUACCUUGUGCAAUGAUUUUUUUUUUUUUUUUUUUUUAACAGAGGUACUGUAUAACAUGACCAUCAACCAUGUCCAUUCAUGAAGCGUCCUUUACAACUCAUAUCAGUAGGAUUUUUAGCCCUCAGGGAUUUUUCUUUAUUUACUCAUGUUUCCUUCCCGUGAAGAGCUUUGUUUCGUCAAGUCACUCUCUUUCAGUUAAUAUCUGCUUCGUCAACUAAAGGUAGAUGUUACUUACCAGUCGGCAUAGUCUGUUUUCUUGAAGUCUUCUGCAUGCACUUUUUAUUCACACAUUCUACCUUUAUGCACACCAAAUAGUUCUACAAAUGUAUGAUAUGGAAAAUAAUUCAUUAAUGACAAGGAAUGUGAAAUUGCACUAUUUUAGUUGAUACUACCAUGCCUCUUAUUCCUCUUAUUCUUAAUGCAAGGCACUCGAUUUCAGUAGAUUUAUGAAAGUGUACCCCAAAGGCUGAACGGACCAGUAUUCAAAUUCCACAAAGUCUUCUUUGUCGUAAUUUUGAGGAUCGAAACGAGUCGGCUCUGUACGUAAGGUGCAGGUCUGAAGGUGCAAGAUACAGUGAUGUGAAUGAAGUAAUGCACAUGAGAGGGGGAGGCGGAGGCGCAGAGGGGUUGUUCGAAUGGUGGAUGUUGCUUUACAAGAUGCAUAGUAUCGCUAAUGGAAGCCGGUUGUCAGGCGUUUUGUUUCUCUCAGAGCCAACAAUGAUCGAAGGAGCUGGCUGCCAUCUAUGAGUUGGCAUUGAUGAAACACAAAACAGAUCUGGCAGCCCAGCUUUCGGCAAUGCACUGCAUGAGGCAUUUUGACUUCCUGUUCCUGUGGAAUUUUUGUGUUGGUCUUUCCUGCCAAGUGUCCAUUGAAUAGCAUGUGUCUCAUCAACGUCAUCAUGUCCUGAGCCCGAACCUUACGACUAACAGCUCUUCGUAACCCGUAGCACAAAGGACAUGUUUGUGUUUUUUUUUUUUCAUAGUAUAUUGAAUUUCAUUUUAUAUCUUACAUGAAAAGAAAAAAAGAGAAAACAUUCUAUUUCACAUGUGCAGCAAUAAGAUUUUAAAAUGAAAAAAAUGUCCGAAUAGUGUAAGUACUAGUAUAUGCAUAUUGUCAACAUGAGUGUAUUAUGCUGUAUUUAAUAAAUUAUUAAAUAGAG